This is a messenger RNA of Cyprinodon variegatus (sheepshead minnow), 1413 nucleotides long. It is a transcript of the gene cdk7, whose product is annotated as cyclin-dependent kinase 7. Gene Ontology annotation, biological process: positive regulation of transcription by RNA polymerase II; protein phosphorylation. The coding region runs from base 57 to 1088 and encodes 343 amino acids. Gene Ontology annotation, molecular function: cyclin-dependent protein serine/threonine kinase activity; RNA polymerase II CTD heptapeptide repeat kinase activity; ATP binding. Gene Ontology annotation, cellular component: transcription factor TFIIH holo complex; cytoplasm; transcription factor TFIIK complex. The transcript is spliced from 12 exons. Lineage: Eukaryota; Metazoa; Chordata; Actinopteri; Cyprinodontiformes; Cyprinodontidae. The record is from RefSeq and is a predicted model, not a curated record.
GAGCUUUAAUAAGACCGGAAGUUGGCGAGACAACGAGACUGUUAUUAGCCGUAGUUAUGGCACUUGAUGUGAAAACCAGAGCAAAACGAUACGAAAAGCUGGACUUCCUCGGAGAGGGUCAGUUCGCCACAGUGUAUAAAGCCAGAGACAAACAGACCGACACGAUAGUUGCAAUUAAGAAGAUAAAGGUGGGCCACAGAACAGAGGCUAAAGAUGGUAUAAACAGGACUGCACUCAGAGAGAUCAAAUUGCUUCAGGAGCUGCAUCAUCCAAACAUCAUUGGGCUGUUGGAUGCAUUUGGACACAAAUCAAACAUAAGCCUGGUGUUUGAUUUCAUGGAAACAGACCUGGAGGUCAUCAUUAAAGACACCAGCCUCGUCUUAACUCCAGCCCACAUUAAAGCCUACAUCCUCAUGACGCUACAAGGCUUGGAGUUCAUGCACCAACACUGGGUGCUACACAGAGAUCUGAAGCCUAAUAAUCUGUUGCUAGACGGGAACGGAGUGUUGAAGUUGGCUGAUUUUGGUUUGGCCAAAGCUUUCGGCAGCCCAAACAGAAUCUACACGCAUCAAGUUGUUACCAGGUGGUACCGCUCUCCUGAGCUCCUGUUUGGUGCCAGAAUGUAUGGUGUGGGCGUCGACAUGUGGGCCGUGGGAUGCAUCCUGGCUGAGUUACUUCUUCGGAUACCAUUUCUUGCCGGAGACUCGGAUCUGGACCAGCUGACUAAAAUCUUUGAAGCUCUCGGGACUCCCACAGAAGAGACUUGGCCUGGGAUGACCAGCCUACCAGACUAUGUGUCCUUCAAGAUAUUUCCUGGUACCCCUCUGGAGCACAUAUUUAGUGCUGCUGGAGACGAUUUACUUGAGCUCCUGCAAGGCCUCUUUACCUUUAACCCGUUAACGAGGACCACAGCUACACAGGCUCUGAAGAUGAGGUACUUCAGUAAUCGCCCGGGCCCCACUCCUGGUCCCCAGCUACCACGACCCAACGCCUCUCUAGAGGCUUUGAGGGAGAAAGACACGGUCGGACUCAAGAGGAAAAUAGAGGGCUUGGAUACAACUGUAAUGAAGAAAAAGCUAAUUUUCUGACCAGAUGAGAGCUGGUAUUAUCGGAUGACUUCUCCCAGGAAUCUCCACUGGAUGUAAACACAAAUCCACCUUCAGAUGAGGCUGACUUUAGGACUCUGCAGGAGCUGUAGUAUUUAUGUGGUGACUGUGCCUGUAGGACAGCUCAGGAUGUCCCAUGUGCUGCUGGACUCGGACACGGAUGCAUCAACUCUAAAAGCACAUUGAACUAUUUCUUUUUGUUGCUUAAGAAAGCAGACAUAAUCUUUUUUAUGUCAUGACUGUUUUAUGUUUGUUUUUUUAUGUAUUGCCAAUAAAUGGUGUGAAUGCAUAUCAGAUAUUUGACUUU